Diatraea saccharalis (sugarcane borer) is the source of this 982-nucleotide messenger RNA. NCBI's taxonomy places the organism in Eukaryota, Metazoa, Arthropoda, Insecta, Lepidoptera, Crambidae. The record is from the annotation of a GenBank genome assembly.
ACACCACACACACAAAUGUGACACAAUUACAAAUCACGAUAUUUCUUAAUAGUCGAAGCAAUUUUCAAGUUUCGUGCGUAUUAGAUUCGGUUCAUUACCAAUUAUAGACGACAUUUAUUAAGAAUUAACACAUAUUUGAAGUGCAGUUUAGCGCUACUAAGUAUUUUGAACCUAUGGCUGGAUAUUUUGAAGAAAUGGGUUGGCGAGAGUUAGACGAAGGGGAACAACCCGAUCAUCUCCUGCAUAUGGCUCGGUUUUUGAUGGAUUUUGGAAUGUAUGAAGACAACUUUACUGGAGAAUGGCCAAGAUUACCACCUCCUGCUGCUAAAGAGGCUGUCAAGAACUUGAAUGAAAUUGUGAUAGAUAAUGAUACCACAAAUUGCCCCAUCUGUUUAAAGGCUUUCAAUAGUGGCGACAAAGCAACAAAAAUGCCUUGUAAUCAUGUGUUUCAUCCGGCAUGUAUAUUAACAUGGUUAGAUAAGACUAAUUCCUGCCCCUUCUGUAGAUAUGAAUUACCUACUGAUAAUGAAGGCUAUGAAGCAUUUAAGAAAGAAAAAAAGCGUGCUGUACAGAGGAAAGAAGAUAUAGACACACUCCAUAAUUCUAUGUUUAGUUAACAAAGUUUAUUCAGUUAAGUGCAACUCUACUACUUAGAUAUAGUUUACAUUAGUCAAAAGCUGUAGGUCUGAAGGUGCACCCAUUAGACCCCACUUCUGUUUGACAUGGUUUUAUUUUGGAAAAGAUUUAAAUCAAAACAUACAGAUGUGCCCUUAUUACUUCAUUCUGCUUUUGUUGUUGUUAGUAGUGUACAUCUGAUAUAAUAAUAAAAUAAUUAUCCAGUGUCAUUUCUAGGUGCCCAAACAGUUUACAAAAUUAUAAAUUAAAUAAAUAUAAUAAAAUGUAUUUUUAACUAUGGAAUACUUGAAGAAGGCUACUAGCCAAUCGCAUAACCGAAGUUACCUCUCCCGCCACUUACCCCACU